CAAAAAAUACUCAUAUUAUAUCGCGGGAACCCCAAUUCUCUCCCUCACUUUCAAAAACUCAACCUCCAUUGUCAUCGCCAUUUUCAACUGAACACCAAACUCUUUCUCUCUCUUCUUUCUCUCUCUAAGAUUAGAAUCCGAUUGCAAUGUCGGCGGCGAAAGUGAGCGGAAAGAAGCGAACAGAAGCUGAAGCUCAGCAGUCCGAUAAACGUAAGCGAGACUUUCAGGAAGAUGACGACAUUUUCGACAACGAGCUUUCCAGCGAGAUCAAAGGAAUUUUCUCAGCGCUGCAGCAAAUCAGAGAAAAAGCUGCAAAAGACGGUCAGAAGAAGAAGGAAGAAACGAUUUCUAGUGUCACUGCUGAGAUCAAGUCUAUGUUUGAGGAGCUGAAGGCAAAGAUUGAAAAAGAAAGGCAAACUUUUGCAAAAGCAUUGACAAAGAGCUCAAAGGAGUGUGAAAAUGCACUGAAGGAGGAGACUGUCAAUUUCCAAGGAGUUUAUGAGAAAUUCAGCAAAGAGAAAGCAACAUAUCUGCAAUCACUGAAGGAUACCAUUUCCAAAUAUGAAGAAGAGAAGGAAAGGCUCUUCGUGCGAUAUGAACAACAAAGGAAGAAAGAGAAGAGCAUGAUACAAGAAAAGGAAAAGGCGUGUGCUGACAAAAUUGCUGAGUUGGAGGAGUCUUUGAAGAAGAAGAAACAGGACGACAAAACUUUCAGUCUUCUAAGGAAGACUCUGGGAUCCUUUCUCGAGACUGGUUCAGAUGACGAAUUUCCACAAGAUGAGUAAAAGAGUGUUAUGGUUUUAGACCUGAUCUUUCACUUACAAUGGCAAAACUUUUGAUUCUGCAAUGUCUUUGUAUAGGCGAUUAGCUGUUUGCUUCCCUUCAAAGCAGUCUUGCAAAAUGUGUAGUGACAGAAUUCUCAUGAAGUAGACAUACAUUAUCUACCAUUAUAGAAAUUUCUCCUAGAUGUUAAUAUACAUAUAUUAGAAGAAGCAAGUGGUGCUUGUGCUGUAAAUUCCUGCGAUUUGUUAGGAGACUCUGAUCAGC
This is a messenger RNA of Chenopodium quinoa (quinoa), 1047 nucleotides long. RefSeq names its product nucleoporin GLE1-like. The transcript has 8 exons. Lineage: Eukaryota; Viridiplantae; Streptophyta; Magnoliopsida; Caryophyllales; Amaranthaceae. The record is from RefSeq and is a predicted model, not a curated record. The coding region runs from base 147 to 785 and encodes 212 amino acids.